ACGCUUCACACUCCGGAGAAACCGAACGAAACGCAGGGACUUGGGAACGGACGAGGAAGGAUGUCUCAGCAGUGUUUUCUGGGCCUCCAGCUCUCUCCCAGAGCCCUUCCCCCAGCUCCGAAAAGCUUCCUGGAAAUGUCCCCGUUAUCACUUCCCCUCUCGGGCUGGGGGCUGGGAGCGGGCGGUCCCCUCCGCCCCCGGCCGCUCGCUGGCGCUGGCCGGCCCGCGGGCGCCACCGCGCAGCACAGCUCGGAGAGGGGCGCGCCCGCUCGCAGCUCCGCGCCGCCCCAGCGCUCGGCCCCGCCGCGUCCGCCCGCGCCUCCGCCCGCUCCGACAUGAGGGUCUCGCGUGGGCGCUGCGCGGCGCUGCUGGCGUGCCUCGCCCUGGUGCUUUCCGUCUCGGAGGCAAGCUUUUUGUCAAAACAACAUGCUUCACAAGUCCUGGUUAGGAAACGUCGUGCAAAUAGUUUGCUUGAAGAAACCAAACAGGGUAAUCUUGAAAGAGAAUGUAUUGAAGAACUGUGCAAUAAAGAAGAAGCCAGGGAGGUCUUUGAAAAUGACCCUGAAACGGAUUAUUUUUAUCCAAAAUACUUAGGUUGUCUUGGCUCGUUUCGAGCAGGAUUAUUCACUGCUGCACGUCAGUCAACUAAUGCUCACCCUGACCUAAGGAGCUGUGUCAAUGCUAUUCCAGACCAGUGUAAUCCCCUGCCAUGCAAUGAAGAUGGAUAUAUAAACUGCAGAGAUGGCCAAGCUACAUUCACUUGCAUUUGUAAAUCAGGCUGGCAAGGAGAAAGGUGUGAAUUUGAUAUAAAUGAAUGCAAAGAUCCCUCAAAUAUAAAUGGAGGUUGCAGCCAGAUUUGUGAUAAUACACCUGGAAGUUACCACUGUUCCUGUAAAAGCGGUUUUGUUAUGCUUUCAAAUAAAAAAGACUGUAAAGAUAUGGACGAAUGCUCUAUGAAGCCAAGCAUUUGUGGCACAGCUGUGUGCAAGAACAUCCCAGGAGACUUUGAAUGUGAAUGCCCUGAAGGCUACAGAUACGAUCCCAAAUCAAAGUCUUGUGAAGAUGUAGAUGAAUGCUCUGAGAACAUGUGUGCCCAACUUUGUAUCAAUUACCCUGGAGGUUACUCUUGUUAUUGUGAUGGGAAGAAAGGAUUCAAACUUGCUCAUGAUCAGAAGAGUUGUGAGGCUGUUCCAGUGUGCCUUCCCUUGAACCUUAACAAGAAUUAUGAAUUACUUUACUUGGCAGAGCAGUUUGUAGGGGUUGUUUUAUAUUUAAAAUUUCAUCUUCCAGAAGUCACCAGAUUUUCAGCUGAAUUUGAUUUCCGGACAUAUGACUCAGAGGGUGUUAUACUGUAUGCAGAAUCUCUCGAUCAUUCAGCUUGGUUCCUGAUUGCACUUCGUGAUGGAAAGAUUGAAAUUCAGUUUAAGAAUGAGUAUACAACCAAAAUCACAAUUGGAGGCAAAGUUAUUAAUAAUGGUCUAUGGAAUAUGGUGUCUGUAGAAGAAUUAGAACAUAGUGUUAGUGUUAAAAUAGCUAAAGAAGCUGUGAUGAAUAUAAAUAAACCUGGAAGCCUUUUUAAUCCUACAAAUGGAUUUUUGGAAACCAAAGUAUACUUUGCAGGAUUCCCUCGGAAAGUGGAAAAUGCACUCAUUAAACAGAUUAACCCUCGUCUAGAUGGAUGUAUACGAGGCUGGAAUCUGAUGAAUCAAGGAGCUUCAGGAGUAAAGGAAAUUAUUCAAGAAAAACAAAAUAAGCAUUGCCUUGUUGCUGUGGAGAAGGGCUCCUACUAUCCUGGUUCUGGAGUUGCUCAAUUUAGCAUAGAUUAUAAUAACAUAUCCAGUGCUGAGGGUUGGCAAGUAAAUGUGACCUUGAAUAUUCGCCCAUCCGCAGGCACUGGUAUUAUGCUUGCCUUGGUUUCUGGUAACACGGUGCCUUUUGCCUUGUCCUUGGUGGACUCCACCUCUGAAAAAUUUCAGGAUAUUCUGGUAUCUGUUGAAAAUACAGUGAUACUUCAGAUAGAGGCCAUGAGUCUAUGUUCUGGUCAACAAUCGUUUCUGGAAUUCAGAGUCAACAGAAACAAUCUGAAGGUGUGGACUCCACUUCAAGAAUAUACCAUCUCCUCUGCACACUUUGAAAGACAAUUUGCCAUCUUGGAUAAAGCAAUGAAAGGAACAGUGGCCACUUACCUGGGUGGCAUUCCAGAUGUUCCAUUCAAUGCCACACCAGUGAAUGCCUUUUAUAAUGGCUGCAUGGAAACAAAUAUUAAUGGUGUACAGUUGGAUCUGGAUGAAGCCAUUUCUAAACAUAAUGAUAUUAGAGCUCACUCGUGUCCAUCAGUUCAGAAAGACACAAAGAAUUCUUAAGGCAUCUUUUCUCUGCUGAUAAUAUUUUUUUCUUGUGUGUAAUUAUACUUACGUUUCAAUAACAGCUGAAGAGUUUUGCCUAUGAUGUACAAUCUUUAAUUAUUUUGUGGUACUUUAACCUUCCUGGAAUUUUUUUAAAGGUCCUUUUUCAAGAAAAAAAAUCUGUUGUAAUAUAAAUCACCUUAAAAAAAAUCUUUACUCCUAUUGCUGUCUAGAAAUUAAAUAAUGAAACACAUAAAAAUUUUAAAUUUGAAUUUUUUUGCUAGAAAUGAAAUCAUUUCAAUUUUUAUUUGUAAAAGUAAAUUUUAAUUUUGUCAUCAUGAACUAGUGUUUAAAUAUCUAUUCUUCUCAGAAGACAAAGAAGUAAAGCCAAACAAAAAUGCAUGUGAUUAAAUAUUAUCCAUCAUAGGCAGCGUUUUGUUUUUGUUUUUCCCUAAUGAAGGCAGAAGAGAUGGCCUACUAAAUAUGAAUUGAAUGGAGGGCCAUAAAGCUCUAUUCCAAAGCAAUUCCUCAGGGGGACCAGCUUUGGCUUUAUCUUUUUCUUUCCUGGCUUCAUGUGUGAACCAGUAUCUUUACUGAAUUAGAAAAAAAGUAGGACAAAUUUUCAUGAGAAUAAUCUUGCUUCUUGGGAAUUAGGUUCCAUGAGGAGACAUUCAUUAUAUUUUGUUGGAAUAGGUGUAGAAAUCUGAGAUGGAUAUAUUCCUUAAAUUUUGGCUCUGUGGGUCACAAAAGUUCUGCGUUAGAAAAGGCAGAAUUUAGUGAUGGAAACAAGAAUGAACAAAUGUGGAAUUUCAUAGUUUUCCUUGAAUCCAACUUUUAAUUACCAAAGUAAAUUGCCAGAACCUGAUUGUUGAAGAACAAAGGAACUAUGAAAAUUACAACAAAUUUUAACAAAAGGAUAACCACAGAGAGAUACAGUUAAUAUUGUGUUUUUGUAAUCAAAGAAGUAAGGAGGUAAAUUGACACACACUUGCUGGUACUGCAAUGCAUUUCAAGUGGCAGUUUUGUCACUCUUGAAUCUAUUAUCGCAUCAGGUGUAUAUCAGAUAUUUCAUUGACAGUUUUAGAAAAUAAACUUCCUUUUACUGUAGAUAUUUCACAUCACAUAAAACAUAAUAAAUUGACAUAAUUUUGAAAUGUAUAUGAUUAAUAUCUUUAUUCUAUCAACUCUUUUAACACAACAUAAAAUUAUAUGAUAUCCCUCUAACUCU
This is a messenger RNA of Microcebus murinus (gray mouse lemur), 3573 nucleotides long. The record is from RefSeq and is a predicted model, not a curated record. NCBI's taxonomy places the organism in Eukaryota, Metazoa, Chordata, Mammalia, Primates, Cheirogaleidae.